Stegostoma tigrinum is the source of this 1366-nucleotide messenger RNA. Its product is annotated as interferon alpha-F-like. The transcript is spliced from 4 exons. Lineage: Eukaryota; Metazoa; Chordata; Chondrichthyes; Orectolobiformes; Stegostomatidae. Bases 799 to 1359 code for a protein of 186 amino acids. Gene Ontology annotation, biological process: defense response. Gene Ontology annotation, molecular function: cytokine receptor binding. Gene Ontology annotation, cellular component: extracellular region. The record is from RefSeq and is a predicted model, not a curated record.
ACAUUUGCAGAGAGAAACCGACACGGACACUUUCCCGGAAGAGAGAGAGCAGAAAGAAGCGAUGAAAGGAAAGGGAGAGGGAUCACUUUCAGAGUCGGAUCAGAUCCUGGUGAUUCGAUAGAGAUCCUGAAAAUAUUUCCGGAAUCCGAGCUGGAAGUGGGAACCUUGCUCCAGUGAGGGAGCGGAUUCUGGGCCAGGUGAAUGUGAGCGGAGACAGUCGCCAGCAGCCGGUGAGCCAGGCCUGUGACCCGGGCUCCCUGUCAUCUCCAACCUGGAAAAUGGGAACGCGACUAGCGCCGUGACACCGGGGAUUUCCGCGUACGGGGUCUCUGUAAUCCGGAUUAGGACAUCCAGCCCCAAGUACAUAUCCCGACCCAGUCCCCAAUCCCACCAGCCAAGUACAGAUCCUCCUCCUGCACCAGCUCAGUGCCCGAUCAUCUGAACACACUCAACAUUUAGCUGCAAAUCGAGCGCUGGUUGCGAUUUUCGACCCGGGAUUUUCCAGCCGCAGCUUCGGGAAUCUCCAGUUUUUCGAUUCCUUACCUCAGAUAGAAAGAGCACACGCUCCUGCUCCAGGUCCUCCAAAAAUCCUGGGAGCAGUUUUCACUUUUGGAAUGUAAUGUGCCCCUUUAAAGCCGCCAGCAUGGCAGUGCCGGUGAGAGCAACCAGCAGAGCCCAGGCUCACACUCACAGCACUCGGCAGCACAGGCGGCCGCUCCCGGGUCACAAUCCGCUCCGACUGCACACUGACCGCUUUCUCAUCUUCCACCUCGGUGCUACCUUCUGUCUCGGUACAACAUGUGUCUGGCGACGGUUUGGAGAUUUUGGAUGGUGCUGGGUUUGGUGUCCGGGAGCCUGAGUCUGGGCUGUGAGAGGCUGCAGUUACAGCAAGUUCUCAACACAGAGACUCUGAGCAAACUGCACGAAAUGGGAGGUCAUUUCCCCCGACAUUGCAUAAGGCAGAGGCUGUCACUGAAAACUAAGCCCUUGGAUCUGGUGAAACUUUCCGACGGAUUUGAGACUCAGGAAAGGACUGCGAUUAUCCAUCAAACCCUGCACCACAUCAACAAGAUCUACAGCAUGAACCUGGGUUCAGUCACUUGGGCCUGGGACAAGGUUGAACAUUUUCGUCUUCUCCUCGAUCAACAGCUCAGAGAGUUGCAAGACUGCCUGAGGAAAUCAGGAUCUGACCACAAACUGAAGAGAAAUGCUGCCAUUCAGCAUUACUUCAGGAACCUGGAAAAGUUUCUCAAACACAAGAAAUUCAGUGAAUGUUCCUGGGAAAUAAUCCGUGCUGAGACCAGAGCCCGUUUACAACAGUUGCAUUUCAUAAUGGCACAAGUCAACAGAAGAAACUGAAAAAAAC